AGGUUUUCGUGUGUCAGAUAUCUUCCUGAGAACACCAGCUUCUUGUAUCAAGCGCCACUGUUCGUCUUCGGGUAUCUCGACCAAAGGCUUCUGCGCGGGCGUUGCCUGCGUUGUUUGGCGAUUCCUAGCCAUUGCUCGGUAUGUGGUCGCAUGCAGUGACCUGGAGGUCUCGAUGGAGACUUGCCGCCGGAAUUACUAAAUUAGAAUCUUCCGAAUAAUGAUAUUUCAAAUGAGGCUCCCCCGAGGUUUCUUGACAAUGGAAGACGAGGAAACUAGAUUGCUCGGCCUCCUACAAGCACAUGGCCGACAGUUUUUAAAUUCUUUCGAUCUCAGUCAACCUCUUCGGAAGAGGCAGAGAGUAGAGGAGUCCUUCGAGGAGCCUGAGAACGAGGAUUUCGAAGAAUGGACAGGCUUCUGCAACGCAGCUGUCGAAUCUUACUCGUCCGAUGAAAAUAACGACGACGACACUUAUUAUGAAUACGAUGACGGCUUUACCGCCAGCUCCUCUGCUAAGAUGCCAGAUGUAGUGGUGUUCUCGGACUCGAGGCAGCAGUCUUCAGAACAGUUCUCAAAAGCUCAGAAAAAAGCGUUCAUGUCUUCAAAAGUCACCAAAGUUACGUCUGUAACAGAAGCAGAUGCCCCACAUCAAGACAAAGACGACACACAAAAUGAUAACGAGGAUAUCUCGAAUGCACAAAACGAUGCUCUUCUCCAUCGCUUAGUUCACACGAAAUUGCUGUCUGGGUCUUUGAACCCUGAGCUCAACUUGACACAUGCGCAGCGAGAGAAAGCACUUUCUGGUCGUGUCUUAGAACUUGCAGGGAAAACAAAGCUUGGCAAGGGGGAAGUUGCCGUUCGCGCUGCGGAACGAAAUAAGGCUUCCAAGCGAGUGCGAGAAGGACUCCUGAGGAAGAAGAGCGACCGAGAGCAGCAACAGCUGGAGGAGGCCAAAAACUUGGGAAACUACCACCCCACUCUUAAAAAUUUGUUUGACGCAUCAUCUGGAUUGUCAGACCGUAAAAAACGAGUUAGAGGUCUCGGGAUGGGAGUGGGUAAGUUUAGUGGGGGGACACUAAAGCUUAGUAGAGACGAAAUCAAUUCGGUGACCGGUCGUGGGCUAAGUGGCACAAGCAGGCGCGGGCACAAUACAAGUCGUGGUCGAAGAUGAUGUCAGUGAUAGCAUUACGAUAAUUAUUCAUCGUGCACAACAGACGUAUCAUACGUUUUAAAACGUUCUGCCAUGGAACUAAAUUUGGAGAGAUUGUAUCCCGUCACCGAUCUCCUCG
This is a messenger RNA of Suillus paluster, 1286 nucleotides long. RefSeq lists its product as uncharacterized. The transcript has 5 exons. NCBI's taxonomy places the organism in Eukaryota, Fungi, Basidiomycota, Agaricomycetes, Boletales, Suillaceae. Gene Ontology annotation, cellular component: nucleolus. The coding region runs from base 218 to 1168 and encodes 316 amino acids. Gene Ontology annotation, biological process: maturation of SSU-rRNA from tricistronic rRNA transcript (SSU-rRNA, 5.8S rRNA, LSU-rRNA). The record is from RefSeq and is a predicted model, not a curated record.